UCCACAGACACUCUUGGGGUUCUCCAGUUGAAGAAGCUCAGAAGAACAACAGAGCAGAGAAAAUGGCAUGGGACGGCGGAAUCGAGCCCAAUGGCACAGAGGGCCAGAACUUCUACAUCCCCAUGUCCAACAGGACUGGGAUUGUUAGGAGUCCUUUUGAGUACCCACAGUACUACUUGGCGGAUCCCAUCAUGUUCAAGCUUCUAGCUCUCUACAUGUUCUUCCUGAUCUGCACUGGAACUCCCAUCAAUGGCCUGACAUUGCUGGUAACGGCUCAGAACAAGAAGCUCAGGCAACCUCUCAACUACAUCCUCGUCAACCUGGCUGUGGCUGGGCUGAUCAUGUGCGCCUUCGGAUUCACCAUCACCAUUACAUCUGCUGUCAACGGCUACUUCAUCCUGGGAGCCACUGCCUGCGCUGUCGAGGGAUUCAUGGCCACACUUGGAGGUGAAGUCGCUCUCUGGUCACUGGUCGUGCUGGCUAUUGAGAGAUACAUUGUCGUCUGCAAACCCAUGGGAAGCUUCAAGUUCACUGGAACUCAUGCAGGAGCUGGAGUCCUUUUCACCUGGAUCAUGGCUCUGGCUUGUGCCGCUCCUCCCCUUGCUGGCUGGUCCAGGUACCUCCCUGAGGGCAUGCAGUGCUCCUGUGGACCCGACUACUACACUCUGGCUCCAGGCUUCAACAAUGAAUCAUAUGUGAUCUACAUGUUUGUCGUCCACUUCUUCAUUCCCGUCUUCCUCAUUUUCUUCACUUAUGGAAGCCUUGUGCUGACAGUCAAAGCUGCCGCAGCCCAGCAGCAGGAGUCAGAGUCUACCCAGAAGGCUGAGAGGGAAGUGACACGCAUGUGCAUCCUGAUGGUCUUCGGCUUCCUGGUAGCUUGGGUGCCAUAUGCCUCUUUCGCUGGAUGGAUCUUCAUGAACAAGGGAGCUGCCUUCACCGCCCUCACAGCAGCUAUCCCCGCCUUCUUUGCAAAGAGCUCAGCCCUGUAUAAUCCCGUUAUCUACGUGCUGAUGAACAAACAGUUCCGUAACUGCAUGCUGAGCACUAUUGGAAUGGGAGGCAUGGUGGAGGAUGAGACCUCAGUCUCUGCCAGCAAGACAGAAGUCUCGUCUGUGUCUUAAAUAUAGACAUUUUCAUAACCUGGACAUUUUCCUUUCUACUGUCUGUUUGAUCGGGAAUAAUCCUGGAUGUGGACUGAGUGAAGUUCAGGGAUGUCUGGACUACUUGACCAGUGAUGAACGGCUCCAGAAACAAACUCGUCAACCUUGUCUUUUCUCUCAAGGAUGUUGGAAAGUGUUUUUCAUUUCGAUGUGAAUUCAGAAUUAUUGCAAGUAUUGGUACGAUCUGUGAACACAUGUAUGUGGAUGCUCAGCUUGACUCCCCCUGCUGUCAGAGGCACGGCUGCUGUCCCUGAAAGGUUGAAGCUAUUUGGCACCAUUGAAUCCACGUAACAUCCUUACAGAACAUAUUUGAUAUUUUCUCUCUUACAUCAGGGGGAGCACAUUUUGUACCGUAUUCUCCAAAUGGGCAACUAUAUACCAUGUAACACAGUCUUUUUGUCACUUGCUGAGUUGGUCAUCAUGAAUUGUAAACAUUGUAUAUAUUUAAAAAUGAACUUAGUUAAAUAAA
Messenger RNA from Epinephelus moara (kelp grouper), 1629 nucleotides. RefSeq names its product green-sensitive opsin-like. The record is from RefSeq and is a predicted model, not a curated record. Bases 63 to 1121 code for a protein of 352 amino acids. Gene Ontology annotation, molecular function: G protein-coupled receptor activity. Lineage: Eukaryota; Metazoa; Chordata; Actinopteri; Perciformes; Serranidae. Gene Ontology annotation, cellular component: membrane; photoreceptor outer segment. The transcript is spliced from 5 exons. Gene Ontology annotation, biological process: phototransduction; G protein-coupled receptor signaling pathway; visual perception.